AUGUCAUUGGGUAAAAAUAAAUUAAUUAAUAAUGCAAUUAAUAGAGCAUAUGCAUUAGUAGAUUACAAUGUUCAUAAUGAUAUACACAAACAACAUGAAUUUCAAAAACAAAAACUUCUUGCUGAUGAAUCACUUACAGAAAAUGAAAAAUCUGAAGCAAUAAUAAUAAUAACUAAAACUUAUGAUAAAGACAAACUUACUUUUAAUGAAGGAACGAAAAGAAUUUGUGAAAAUUGUAAACAAGAUUGUUUAGCUACAACAUACUGCGAACUUUGUGUUCGAAAUUAUUUAAAAGCUAAUUUUUUAAAUUGGACAUCUGGAAAUGAUAUGAUCGAUAAUUUAAUACAAGAAUGUCAAAUGAAAAUAUUUGCACCACGUCUAAUACCAGAAUGGAUUCCAUAUAAUAAUUUUAAAAAUAUUAAAUACCUAGCAAAAGGAGGAUUUUCAGAAAUUUAUACAGCAAUAUGGAUUAACGGAAAUUUUAUUGAAUGGGAUUCUAAAGAACAACAAUUAAAAAGAUUUGGAGAACAAAUGAUAGUACUUAAAAGAUUAGAUAAUGUUGAAAAUGCAAGUCAAAGUUGGUUUGAAGAGGCAAGAUCACAUUUAAAUAUAAGCAAUAAAUGGAAUGUUAUUGUCCAAUGUUUUGGAUUAACACAAGAUCCAUCAAAUGGAAAUUAUAUGCUUGUAAUGAAUAGACUGGAUACAGAUUUAAGAAAAUAUUUACAACAUCAUAAUCAGCUUACAUGGAAAGAAAGAAUUCAAAUUAUUACUGAUAUAAUUAAUGCACUUGGAAGGAUUCAUGAAGAAAAUGCAAUUCAUAGGGAUUUGCAUUCUGGAAAUAUAUUAUUUGGAGAAUAUUUUUUUAUUAGUGAUCUUGGAUUUUGUGGGCCUGCAGAUAAACCAUUAAAAAGUAUAUAUGGAAAUCUUCCUUAUAUAGCACCUGAGGUUAUUAUUGGAAAAGAACAGACUUAUAAAUCUGAUAUUUAUAGUAUUGCAAUGCUUAUGUGGGAAAUAUCGUCUGGACAACUACCAUUUAAUAAUUAUGAACAUGAUUAUGAUCUUGCAAUGAAUAUUGUUAAUGGUAUAAGACCAAAAAUUGUACCAGGAACUCCUUUAGAAUAUAAAAAUUUAAUGAAACAAUGUUGGGAUGCUGAUCCAUCAAAAAGACCUGAUAUUAUUACACUUCGGAAUAAAAUGAGAGAAAUUAAUUUAUUUUAUCAAACUAAAUCAAGUGAAUUAUCUCAGAGUGAAGAAAAUAAUAAUUUUGAGAUAUUUAGAUAUGGAUGA
Rhizophagus irregularis DAOM 181602=DAOM 197198 is the source of this 1287-nucleotide messenger RNA. The record is from RefSeq and is a predicted model, not a curated record. NCBI's taxonomy places the organism in Eukaryota, Fungi, Glomeromycota, Glomeromycetes, Glomerales, Glomeraceae.